This is a messenger RNA of Dothidotthia symphoricarpi CBS 119687, 4029 nucleotides long. RefSeq lists its product as uncharacterized. Gene Ontology annotation, cellular component: cytoplasm; nucleus. The transcript is spliced from 8 exons. The record is from RefSeq and is a predicted model, not a curated record. Bases 438 to 3656 code for a protein of 1072 amino acids. Gene Ontology annotation, biological process: ribosomal large subunit export from nucleus; protein export from nucleus; ribosomal small subunit export from nucleus. Gene Ontology annotation, molecular function: nuclear export signal receptor activity; small GTPase binding. Lineage: Eukaryota; Fungi; Ascomycota; Dothideomycetes; Pleosporales; Dothidotthiaceae.
CCCACAUAAAAGCGGGCCUUUGGUUUGUCGGAGUGCCUGAGAGCAGUGUCCACCAAUUCGGUUAGCGGCUUUUCUCGGCAUGCAAACGCGACUUCAUCACGCUUCCCGUGCCUCUACCAACAACGUCAACCCAAGAGACUUCACUUCGGCGAGCAGCUGGCUGUAUAGCUUCACUUUGGACUCCCCGACCGCCAAGCUCACCUCACUCCUCCGCGUGUUUGUCCCUAGUGCCCGCCAGCUUUCUUGCCGCCCUUGCUGCCCCGCCAUCGUCCUCAUCCACCUCUGCAAGGCAGCGGACCCACACGCGCUCAUCUCCCUCCCGCUUCGACUGCGCUCUACCACCCCCCAUCGCAUCCUACAGCUUUAGCCAAGCUCUUUGGGAAACAUUUCCACAUUCAGGCUGAUUGGGAGCGCUUCCCGUCGCGCUGCCGCCCGCCAUGUCUCUCUCUAUCGAUGAGCUCGACGCCACAGUGCGCGCCUUCUACGAGGGUCGCGGCGAAACACAAAAACAAGCUCAAGCUACGCUGAAUCAGUUCAAGGAGAACCCAGAUGCGUGGCUUCUCGUUGACAAGAUCCUGCAGGAUGCGCAAUACCCCCAGACCAAGUACUUGGGACUUCAAGUACUCGACAAUGUGAUCAUGACGAGGUGGAAGGUCUUGCCUCGCGACCAGUGCCAGGGCAUCCGCAACUUCGUCGUCAACUUCAUCAUCACGCUCUCGAACAAUGAUGACACCCGUCGCGCCGACCGCACCCUGCUCAACAAGCUCAACCUCGUCCUUGUGUCGAUCUUAAAGCAAGAGUGGCCUCACAACUGGCCAACCUUCAUAAACGAGAUCAUCUCAUCGUGUCACAGCAGUUUGGGGAUCUGCGAAAACAACAUGGUCAUCUUGCGACUCCUGUCCGAGGAAGUCUUUGACUACUCCGAAGAGCAGAUGACAUCGGCUAAGCGGAGAGAACUCAAGCAGAGCAUGUGUGACGAGUUUACGUCCAUCUACCAGCUCUGUUCGGAAGUCCUGCGAACUGCUACCGAGGCAUCCCUGAUCAAGGCGACACUUGAGACAUUGCUGCGUUUCCUCAACUGGAUCCCUCUCGGCUACAUCUUCGAAACGCCCCCCAGCGGCCAGAGUCUCAUUGAGACCCUCCGAAGCCGAUUUCUCGAGGUGCCCGAGUUCCGUAACAUCACCCUGAAGUGUUUGACGGAGAUCGCGGGCCUUCACACCGAGCCAGCCUAUGACGAUAAGCUCGUCGAGAUGUUCACAGAGACAUUGACAGCGAUCUCGAAGAUCAUCCCGCUCUCCCUCGAUCUGAAGAGCACGUAUGCAUCCAGCAAUAGCAGAGAUCAGGAGUUCGUCUUGAAUCUUGCCCUUUUCCUAACUAACUUCUUCACCAUGCACUUGAACGUGAUAGAGAACCUCAUGAACAGGGACUUCCUCACCCACGGUCAUUUCUACCUGAUUCGCAUCAGCCAAAUCGACGACCGCGAGAUUUUCAAGAUCUGCUUGGAGUACUGGACCAAGCUCGUCUCUGAGCUAUAUGAUGAGAUGCAAGCGCUUCCCAUCACGGACCUCAACCCUCUUCUGAAUAUGGGAAUCACAGGCAGUAACGGUCGCGAUUCGUCAGCGUUGGCAAACUACCCUUUGCGCAAGAAUAAGUACACGGAAAUUUUGUCCAACCUUCGAACAGUCAUGAUUGAAAAGAUGGUCAGACCAGAGGAAGUGCUCAUUGUUGAAAACGAUGAGGGUGAAAUUGUUCGCGAGUUCGUCAAGGAGAGCGAUACAAUCCAGUUGUACAAAUCGACCCGAGAGUGCUUGGUCUUCCUGACACAUCUGGACGUCAAUGACACAGAACAAAUCAUGUCCGAGAAGCUGGCGCGACAGGUCGACGGCACAGAAUGGUCUUGGGCCAACUGCAACACUCUCUGCUGGGCUAUUGGAUCCAUCUCCGGUGCCAUGAACGAGGAGACUGAGAAGCGAUUUUUGGUCACUGUGAUCAAGGACCUCCUAGGCCUGACCGAGAUGAAGCGAGGAAAGGACAACAAGGCUGUCGUCGCCAGUAACAUCAUGUACAUUGUCGGACAAUACCCGCGAUUCCUGAAGGCUCAUUGGAAGUUCUUGAAGACUGUUGUCAACAAGCUAUUUGAGUUUAUGCACGAAACGCACGAGGGUGUACAAGACAUGGCCUGCGACACAUUCAUCAAGAUUGCCAACAAGUGUCGUCGACACUUUGUUGCGCUUCAGCCCGGCGAGAACGAGCCCUUUAUCGACGAAAUCGUACGGAAUUUAAGGAAGAUCACCGGGGACCUUUCGCCUCAGCAGGUUCACACGUUUUACGAGGCCUGCGGCUACAUGAUCAGCGCCCAGGGGCAGAAGAGCAUGCAGGAACGUCUGAUUCACGAUCUGAUGGCAUUGCCUAACUCUGCUUGGGAUACCAUCAUCGGCCAAGCAAACCAAAAUCCGGCAUGUCUCCAGGACUCGGAAGUCAUCAAGAUUGUCGGUAACAUCAUGAAGACCAACGUCGCUGCAUGCGGUUCGAUUGGAUCCUACUUCUACCCGCAGAUUGGCCGGAUAUACUUCGACAUGCUGACUAUGUACCGCGCGAGCUCUCAACUCAUCGAUGAGGCUGUCCAGCGAGAAGGCAAUGUCGCGACCAAGAUGCCGAAAGUCCGAGGACUCCGUACGAUCAAGAAGGAGAUUCUCAAGCUGAUCAACACAUACGUGGAGAAGGCUGACGACUUGGAAAUGAUUCACAACAACAUCGUGCCCAAGCUAUUGGAAGCUGUCCUGAUCGACUACAAGAACAACGUCCCUGAUGCCCGCGAGGCCGAGGUGCUGAACGUCAUGACGACAAUUGUCAAUAAGCUACAUAGCAUGAUGGAGGACCAGAUCAUCAACAUCAUGGACAGUGUUUUCGAAUGCACACUUGACAUGAUCAACAAGGACUUCUCGGAAUACCCUGAACACCGCGUCGAGUUCUUCAAGCUCCUACGGACGAUCAACCUACGUUGCUUCCCCGCUCUCCUGAGGCUCGAUGCACGAUCGUUCAAGUUUGUCAUUGACUCGUGCAUGUGGGCUAGCAAACACGACAACCGAGAGGUUGAGAGUGCGGGUCUUUCCAUGUGCUUCGAGUUGGUUUCCAACAUGUCCGAGACAGACCCACAGACCUGCAACUCGUUCUUCCAGACGUUCUUUACAACUAUUCUCCAGGAUGUGUUUUUCGUUGUCACUGAUAGCGAUCACAAAGCUGGUUUCAAGUCGCAGUCGAUGUUGCUGGCGAAGAUGUUUUGGCUGGUUGACUCGGACAAGCUCCAGGGCCCAAUCUACACAUCUCCAGACAUGGCCCCAGCAGGCACGCCAAACCGGGAGUUCCUGCGAAACUUUGUCGGCAACCUGUUAGCCACGGCAUUCCCUAACCUCCAAACUGUACAAAUCGCAUCAUUUAUUGAUGGACUCUUCGCUACCAACUCCGACCUCAACCGAUUCAAGAUCAUCCUACGAGACUUCCUCAUCUCUCUGAAGGAGUUCUCCGGCGACAACGCCGAGCUCUUUGCUGAAGAACGUGAGCAGGAGGCUACCAAGGCUAAGGAGGAGGAACGUGAACGCGCUAUGAAGGUCGGUGGUCUUUUGAAGCCAUCCGAGAUGGACGAUGACGAGUUGUGACUAAACGUUGAGUUGGACGCAAACGUUGCAACACGUACGCCAUUCGACCAUAACCCUACACCGAAUGAUCAUUCGCACGAGCACUCGAACGACCUCGACUGGACCGGACUUCUAUGAUUUUUGGGUCUCGGCGCGACGGCUACUCUGAAGGUUGGUCCUCUGCAAUGCAUUAGAUUGGAGCGCAGUUGCGCAUUUUGGUUUCAAGCGUAGGGAUGAUUUUGGGUCGCGCAGUCUAAUACCCAAUAAACCUUUUUCAGCUCUUCAAUCGGUGUACGAGCAUACAACUGGUUCGGAAGUCGGUCUGGUUUGGAUUGCGUACUAAAAGGAUAGGGGUGUUGUAGGUAUCGGGAUAUCCUGCAGGUCAUAUCUGGAA